CGUACUCUAAAAUCAGAGCAUUUUUCACCAUCGUACACUGCUCCGACUGGAACUGGUCUCACCGAAAAAAGUGAUUGUGAACAAAUUCUGGUUUUACAUAAUAUAGCUUUCCCUUCACAAAAGAGUAAGGGAUAAUCAGGGUCCUUAGAAUUCUUAUUUUUUUGGGUUGACCUUAGAAAUAGUCAAUGUCGUUACAACCGACCAUAUUACUAUCCCCUCCUAAAAAAAGGAAAUCAUAUUCACACCCAGAAAGGCUAUCGACGGCCGACAAAAACAUCACACAUAGACAUUCCGCGGAUUUUGGUACUUCGCUGGAUCAAGACAAUGGAGCUAAUUUCGUGCCAACAUUAGAGCAAGACGGCCCAGCAUGCCCUCGCAACCUUGGUGGUAGAACCCGAAGUAACCUCUUGCUACACUUUAAAUCAGUGUUGCCGUGGACAGACAGCGGUCUUUGGACCCCACCAGAAUCUCGACGAAACUCCUCUCUCAUACCAUCACAGCAAAAUAAGGCAGAAUAUGAUGGAAGUAAAGCCAGAAAACCUCUUCCUCCAUUCCCAAUUGAAGAAAAUGUAGAGAACCGAGCUGCAGAACCUGAUUUUAACAGCUCGAAGGUUCGAUCUGUUGGUGGACGACAGUUCCUAAACAAUACAGAUGCCUUAUAUUCGCUACCUAUUGAUGAAGAUGAGAUUGAUCGAAUGCAAACAGAGCACUUUAUGUUGAAGGAAUUAUUAAGCGGUCUUUUGUAUCACUCGCCCGUCACUGAAGUUCUCGCUGAAGGAGCGUAUGUGUUGGACCUCGGUUGCGGAUGCGGAUCAUGGUGCAUGGAAAUGGCAACACUUUUCCCAAAAUCCAACUUUGUAGGAUGCGAUAUUGCUACCUUAUACCCGACAUCCAUAACACCCGAAAAUUGUCGGUUUGAGCACUGCGAUGUCACCAAAAGGCUCCCGUACAACGAUGAUAGCUUCGAUUUUGUCAUUUCCAGAAAUAUGGCACUGGCUGUACGGUUUGACAGUUGGCAAGAUUACGUCGAUGAAAUGAUCAGAGUGUCCAGACCAGGUGCAUACAUCGAAAUUAUUGAACUGGACUGGGAUAUAAAGAACAAGGGGGUCAACAUGUCAUAUUGGAAUCUUGCGAUGCUCAAAUUGUGGAGGAAACGAGGUGUUAAUCCACGGGUUGCCAGGCUAUUACGGAAUUAUCUAUCCAACAUGAGCGAUCUCAAUGUAUCCUAUAUCUCCAUGCCAAUAGGAGACUGGGGUGGGCAACUUGGAAGUUGUAGCUGGGACAUGUGGAAGCGACUGAUGAAUGCGGCUAUGCCUUUUUACAUGAGUCGGACCGGGCUUACAAAAGAGGAAUAUGGCAGGCUAGUAACCCAAUGUCUUGAAGAUACCCACGUCACUCAUAGUCACUGCAACUAUUGGUUCUACUGUGGCAGGCCACUGAAAAAGGUGACCUAAAGUAUGCGAUGAAAGGAGGAGGCAAAGGAGUUCAUGCUCCACUUCAGCCUCACUCCCCCCCUAUCAACGAAUGCUUGAGCCAAGGAGAACUCCUGAACUGGAUCGGCAAAAGAUUUCUUUAUGGGCGUUGCAGGGUAAAAGUCACAGUUUCUCAUCUCGCCAUGGCCCCAUGAACAGAAUGGCGAUCUCCACGAGAGAAGGUUGUGACACGAAUAAAAAAAAAAACC
This is a messenger RNA of Umbelopsis ramanniana AG, 1681 nucleotides long. RefSeq lists its product as uncharacterized. Gene Ontology annotation, molecular function: methyltransferase activity. The transcript is spliced from 7 exons. The record is from RefSeq and is a predicted model, not a curated record. Bases 186 to 1454 code for a protein of 422 amino acids. Lineage: Eukaryota; Fungi; Mucoromycota; Umbelopsidomycetes; Umbelopsidales; Umbelopsidaceae.